AUGUCGGGACGUGGUAAGGGUGGGAAAGGACUUGGUAAAGGAGGUGCUAAGAGGCACAGGAAGGUUUUGCGGGAUAAUAUCCAGGGCAUCACUAAGCCCGCUAUUCGUCGCUUGGCCCGUCGUGGUGGCGUCAAGCGCAUCUCCGGGCUGAUCUACGAGGAGACCCGCGGGGUGCUUAAGGUUUUCCUGGAGAAUGUGAUUCGCGAUGCCGUCACCUACACGGAGCAUGCCAAGAGGAAGACCGUUACUGCCAUGGAUGUGGUUUAUGCCCUCAAGCGCCAGGGUCGUACUCUGUAUGGCUUUGUUUACUUGGAGCUGGUGUACUUGGUGACGGCCUUGGUGCCCUCGGACACGGCGUGCUUGGCCAGCUCCCCGGGCAGCAGCAGGCACACGGCCGUCUGGACCUCCCGGGACGUGAUGAUGUCGUUGACGAACGAGUUCAUGAUGCCCAUGGCCUUGGACGAGAUGCCCGCGGAGGAACGGAUUUCAAUGGUUCAGGCAUCGUUACACUUAAGCUUGGUCAGGGAAGAAUGUGUAACUCUUCGACCGCUCGAUAUUUAUAGCGCUGACUCUGAGGGAGGUCCAGCGAAGUCCACCAAGCUGCUGAUCUGCAAACUGCCCUUGCAGCAGCUGCUGCGGGAGAUCACCCAGACAGACCUGUACUUCCAGAGCUCGGUCGUCAUGACCCUGCAGGAGGUGAGCAAGGCCUACCUGGUGAGACUGUUCAGGGACACCAACCUGUGCACCAUCCACGCUAUGUCUGGUCGCGGCAAGGGAGGUAAGGGCUUGGGCAAAGGAGGUGCCAAACGCCACCGUAAGGUGCUAAGAGACAACAUCCAGGGCAUUACCAAGCCCGCUAUUCGCCGCUUGGCUCGGCGCGGCGGCGUGAAGCGCAUCUCCGGCUUGAUCUACGAAGAGACUCGAGGGGUGCUCAAGGUAUUCUUGGAGAACGUGAUCCGGGACGCCGUCACUUACACAGAGCACGCCAAGCGCAAGACUGUUACCGCCAUGGAUGUCGUCUACGCUCUCAAACGCCAGGGCCGUACUCUCUACGGCUUCGGUGGUUAAAGCGCCACACUUACU
This is a messenger RNA of Tachyglossus aculeatus (Australian echidna), 1083 nucleotides long. RefSeq lists its product as uncharacterized. Bases 1 to 1068 code for a protein of 355 amino acids. Lineage: Eukaryota; Metazoa; Chordata; Mammalia; Monotremata; Tachyglossidae. The record is from RefSeq and is a predicted model, not a curated record. Gene Ontology annotation, cellular component: nucleosome. Gene Ontology annotation, biological process: nucleosome assembly. The transcript has 7 exons. Gene Ontology annotation, molecular function: DNA binding; structural constituent of chromatin; protein heterodimerization activity.